AAAUUUAGAGAUGGUUUGUACUUUACAAUGUUAUAUAAGACCAAACACAAUUCAUUUUUAUUAUUAACUCCAGGCUGUGACCAUUAAUCUAGAUUACUUAGAUGACCAUAUUGCCUCCUGUUUAUCAUUACAAUUUUUUUCUGGAUAAAGCUCAUGGAUCAAUUCGUUCCUAUUAACUGGUAUAGAUGUAAUAUUUGAUAUACUUUAUGAAGAAAAGCAUGGAAGUGUGAUACAUCUUCCCUUGAGAGAAAGGCGGUCUAUUUUGAAGAAUAUUGUUCAACCUUUGUCUCCUCAAGUUAUCUACAUUGGAGAAGGUAAUAACAGAUGGUCCACAGUACCAACAUCAAAGGAAGAACUUGCUGACUUCUUUGCCCGUACUGUUCAACAUGGAGAUGAGGGUAUUAUCGUGAAGGAUCUCAGUUCUCAAUGGUGUCCUGAUAAUCGUGAUGGUCGUUGGUGCAAGAUCAAGCCAGACUAUAUUUCAAUGAGCAAUGAUCUUGAUCUUCUGAUAAUUGGGGGAUACUAUGGGAAAUGUCAAUAUGGAGGACAGAUUGUAUCCUAUUUAUUGGCUUUAGUAGAUGAUUCUGAGGGAAAAUCUGAUUCAUCGAGGUUUAUUUCUAUAUGUCGUUGUGGAAUUGGACUUUCAGAGGAAGAUCGAUCCAUACUACAGUCGAAGCUUGCUCCUUUCCUCUCGGUGAAUAACAAGAGAGGCAGGCCUCCAAGUGGCUGUAAAUAUUUGGUGACAAAUAGUCGGUAUGAGCGUCCAGAUGUUUGGGUUUCAAAACCGGAGAUGUCAGUUGUGGUUCAAGUAUCUUCAGAGAAGAGAGUAUAUCCAACUUCUACAUUCAAAGCAGGAUGGACUUUCAGAUUUCCAAGAAUUGUAAGGGUGAGAUACGACAAAUGUUGGUCUGAAUCUCUUCAACUGAGAGAGUUUGAAGAGAUGGUUCAGAUAGCAAGAUUAAAUGGAAACAGUCUAUUUUCCUAUCACAAAUAUGAUCCUAUCAUCAAAGUUUCAAAGAGGCAUAAAAGGGAGCAACAAGAGAGAAAUUCUGUGGUUUUGUCGCAUUUUCAAAGCUCUAUUAUUGCUCAUGGGGAAGAAGCACAUGGUCAUCUUGACAAUAUGGUAUUCUACAUAUGCAACUUAACAACAGAUAUCAAUAAAGCACAGUUAUUUGCACAGAUUCAGGAAUAUGGUGGAAAGAUAGCUAUGAAUCUUUCACAAGUUGUAACUCAUGUUGUUGCAUCAGAACCAAAAGGUCUUCAUUACAAAGUUGCAAAGAGCUCUGAGUUUGAUGUCAUUCACAUCUCUUGGCUUUUUUCAAUGUUGGAAUCCAAGGGGAUUUUGCCAAUCCUGCCAAGACACUAUAUUUAUUUGAGUAAUAAGACAACAAAGACAAUCAGUGAAUCAGUGGAUGAACUUGGAGAUCCAUGGUUUGAACCUCUUGAAAGAGAAGAUUUAUUCCAGAUCUUUCAAAACAUGAACAGUUGGUGUUCCUCAAGUUCAACUAGUGCAAUUGGUAAAAGGGUAUCACUCAAGCUUGGAAGGCCAUGGCUCUCUGGUAUUUUUCAAAGCUGCUGUUUAUACUUUCAUAAGCCUAUCCAUUCUAGAAAUCCAGACUCACAGUCGACAGCUAUUCUAUCAUUGAGGAGAUUACAAUUAGAAGCAGAAAUGCAAGGGGCAUCUACCUCCAGGAAUAUAUUUGAUGACAUAACUCAUAUGGUGGUUUAUGUGCCAGAUGGUGUUAAAUUAUCAUUUAAAACAAUAUUGCACAGUUUAAGUGAACCACAACGACAGGUGAUAUGGACCAACACCAUCAAUAUAGUUUGUCAUGCUUGGAUUGAAGAAUGCAUCAUAUCUGGGAAAAGGUUGGAGUCAGAACCUUACAAUCUCAGGAGUGACAAAGAACUUGAGUACGUUCUUGCUUCAAAUUGUAUUGAAGUUAAAUCUGGCCCACAUUCUAUCUUUGAUAAGACAGUAAUACAAUCAAAUAUGGGGAACAGUUCAGUCACAGAAAAUCAAAGUUCUUCCAACAUACAAUCUGAUACAGAGAACAGAUUAGGCUUUGAUGAUAAUCAUUAUCGAAGGUCUUCCAGUAAGGACAAGAUCAACCCUGAAAAUUUUACAGCAGGAGCACGUAGUGAACAACAGAUAGAUUAUUCACCUGGACGCCACUAUGAUCUUUCAGAGCUUAAAGGAAUUGAUAAUGUUGGCCAUAGUUUUGAUCUACAUAAGGAUUCUGCUGACGUUGUAGAAAACAUGAGUCAAAUCUUACUUGGGGUUCCAUCCAACUUUUAUUGAUUUGCAUCAUGUCUCAGGUAUUGCGAAUACUAGUUUAAGUCCACCAAAUUGGGAAGAAACUGAAUAUGGUUCUGCACUUCAUGCAAAACAUUCAAGUUCCAAUAUGUUGGUUUUCAUCCCAAUCUAGAAUCAUUGCCGAUGCCAGCAAACUGAGGAUAUUUGUGUGUGAUCGAUUCAAACUCUGGAAGAGGCCAUUGGAAAAGGUCCCGUGUAUGUUCUAAAUUGAGGAUUUAUGUCAAAGGACUUUUCUCAACUACUUAGCUAAUCAUGUAAAGAAAUGAGAAUGCAUCCAUUUCUUUGACUGCAGUUACCAACUUUCUCUAGAUAGCUGAAAUUUCAAUAUAACAUGCAAUGAAAUGAAGAGACUGGAAAUGCCUCGCAGUCAAAUGACAUCAUGUUCAAAAUGCCUCUCAAAUUUCCAUGUGGCAUUCAGCCCUAAGUGCUGGAGGAUGCUGAAAUGCGGUAUGCUGCCAUUUGGAAUAUAGUAGCAUAACUUGUCCAGUUACUACUAAUAGUUCCAACUUCCAAGGAACAAAUAAGUUUAACUUGCACAAGCAAUUCAGCUGGAGUUUAAAUUCACACCAAAACACAACCCGGGGGCUACGCAAAGCACUUACAAUUUUUAAAUUUAUUGUACCCUCUCAAGGGCAAGUUUUAAGCUUGCUCGGUAUAGAGCAUAUUUCAUGGCAAGUGUGAAUUUGUGGAGAGCUAGCCAUCUACAUAUUCAACAAAUUCAUUGAAGCUGUGUUUUAUGUUAAUCUGAAUAGAAAGUUUCUUUUUGGACACACUAGCUCAUUGUGGGAAAUUUUGAUGUUACCUUAAAAAUUUGUAUAUAACUUGCUGAUAUAUAAUUUAUCUAUUAUGAACA
Molecule: messenger RNA, 3167 nt
Organism: Cryptomeria japonica (Japanese cedar)
Lineage: Eukaryota; Viridiplantae; Streptophyta; Pinopsida; Cupressales; Cupressaceae
Product: DNA ligase 4
Exons: 17
Coding region: 485-2299 (604 amino acids)
Biological process (GO): nucleotide-excision repair, DNA gap filling; double-strand break repair via nonhomologous end joining; DNA recombination
Cellular component (GO): DNA ligase IV complex
Molecular function (GO): DNA binding; DNA ligase (ATP) activity; ATP binding
Source: RefSeq, a predicted model, not a curated record